UACUGAAGCUUUUUUACAGAGCCUUGGCACUGCAACACUGCCCUCUUCUGGCAGAAGCAGGUGCUUGAGAAUGAAAGAACAAAGGAAUACGAUGCAGAAAAACACACAAAGGAAAGUAUGGGAUCUGUACAUAAACACCUGAUAGGUAGUAAAUCUAAACCUAACAUCCAUAAAAGCUUUCUACUUUCUCCUUGGCCUUUUGUCUGGGGAGACUAUUUGACCUUGAAAUGUUAGAGGAGGCAAUUUCUCAUAAUUUAACCAUGGAAGUCAUAUACAGCCAUAUAUGUGGAUACAUUCAAUGUAUGGAUUGGUGAAUGCAGCACCUUUAAAUGACUUUCAGUGAACAAUGUCAAACAUUUUUCUUGUGAUCGGUCCUGUACACACUCGCCCUUAAAAGAAAUGGUAUAAAAGCUGGGACAGUAGGUCUUAAUAUACUAUACAGGUACAUAUAUGUAUACAUUUGAUGAGGCACUUAUAUGCGGUACAAAGGUGUACUUUUUGAUGAGGUACAGUCCCACUCCAGUCACAUGUUUGUACUUUUGGAGAAAAUUUCUUUUUUAGGAAGUAGCAGCUGCUAAAACUGUAGUCCAAUUUCAGUCAUGUGACAUAAAAAACACACUUUGAGCAGCACCCUAACCAGCUUUUCUAAAUCCUAACCACACCCAUCUCACCUGUGCACAUCUCUUCCUCUGUCUUUUCCUCUUAAUCCCACUUUCAUUCCCCUCCUCUUUCACUGUCUAUCACUCGCUUAACUGCUUACUCAACUCAACUACAUUGACUUCUAUUAGUGUACUGAAGCUGGAAAACAGAUAAAAAUGAGCGGCUUCACGUGUGUCAAAUUUAUGAUGGUUGUGUUCAACUUGAUUGUUUUUCUCAUGGGUGCGUGCCUGACAGCUACAGGGACAUGGGCGAUUGUUGGUGGAACUGAAUUUCUCAGAGUUAUAGUACCAUUCAUGACGGAUUACCUAAAGCAUGCCAAUGUGAGCGUCUUAUUCAUCAUUAUGGGAUCGAUUAUGGUUUUGAUGGGAUUGCUGGGUUGCUGUGGAGCCCAGAAAGAAAGCAAAUGUCUUCUUAUAACGUUCUUUUCCAUCUUCGUGAUCGUUUGGGUUACUCAGGUGUCGGCAGGAGCAGCUGUCUUUAAUUUAUCCCGAUCUACUGAGAUCACCAUACGAGACUGGGCCAAACCUCAACUGAAGCAUCAAUAUGGGAAACCUAACGCUUUCACAAACUUGUGGAACUCAACCAUGACAACAUUGAGGUGCUGUGGCUUCAGCAACUACACAGACUUCUCCGAAUCAUACUAUUACCAACAAAAUCAGCCUCUUUACCCUCCAACCUGCUGUGCGCUACCGCCAAGCUACCCCUGUGUUGAGAAAAACGCAGCUUUUAGUCACAUGAUGGGAUGUUAUAAAAAAAUUGUUACCCUCGUCACCAGAAAUCUCCAUAUCUUUGCUGCCAUAGCACUUGGAGUGGCUUUUCUUGAGCUGCUAAUGAUGGGGUUCUCCGUUUAUCUCUAUUGCUGCCUGUAUGAUAAAGACAUCUCAAAGUGAUGAAGAUUAUAAAAAAUGUCCAUUGUCUUUUGGUAGAUAAUAAGCUACUUCAUUAUUUAUUGUAAGAUUACAUUUGCAACACUUUGUAACCAGGUAAAGUAAAAUAAAUUGUAGUAUAUUGAUAUACUUUGAUAUAACAUUUCAAAAUUUGUGACAAUUUGUAAAAUAGUGUAUUGUUUCUUUUCAUUCUGUAAAUAAAAAAUGUUUAUGAAAUAGAAAAGUAGCUAUAUCAUAGUAUGAAAUAAAACAGAUAAAAUGUUAAAGCAAAAUGUGUAUUGCACUGACAGAUGUGCAAUAAGACACAGACUUGUCAUUUCUUAGUCAUAAUUAAUUUUUUAUUGUAGAAUGAGAAAAGAAAUUGUGAGAUUUCAUAUAAAUGUAGUAACGUGCUUUUCACACCAAACCCAAAACCUGUUUUUAUAGCUGCUCUUUUGUUGU
This is a messenger RNA of Misgurnus anguillicaudatus (oriental weatherfish), 1988 nucleotides long. RefSeq names its product tetraspanin-1. NCBI's taxonomy places the organism in Eukaryota, Metazoa, Chordata, Actinopteri, Cypriniformes, Cobitidae. The record is from RefSeq and is a predicted model, not a curated record. Gene Ontology annotation, cellular component: plasma membrane.